AUGGAUGUUGAAAUCUCAUGGUCAUUUGAAGAUAAAGAUAAUGUAAUUCAGCCAUCUGACUUUGAUACAAUAUGCAUUGUCUCUCCUGACAAUAAGACAAUAUGCAAAGUUACAGAUAAUUAUCUUUCUUUUUUUGAUGCAGAAAGAGAAACCCCAAAACUCAUGAAAAGUAAGAAAAUUGAUCAAAUAUCAUGCAUAGAAACCAUUUCAUCAAAUCCAUGGGUAUUUGCCAUUGGUUUACCAAAUGGAACGAUCAUUUUUAUGAGCGAAACGAAAGAAUUAUUCAGAUUGCAACCUCUAGAACUUAGAUUACGACGUCUUAGACUCUGUAGAUACUAUGGAGGCCAGUUCACGUCAAGUAAACCUGCUUUAAUUGCUCAAUAUCCUCCAGAUAUCGUAAUAAUUCCAUUAGAUGCCAUCGAAGAAAUGAUAAAGAAUCCAAAUGCCGAUAUUACUUCCAAGAUAAACAAAUGGCAUCUCGAAACAAAUUAUUCUGAUGCAAUCUUUGUCGAUUCCAAGUUUUCAACACCAAUCAUGAAUGGUUUGCAUGAAUUUCCUGCUAUUUAUACUAUAGGAAAUAAUCCAUUUUUCAGCGUUUUUUCAGCUGCAAAUUCCGAUUCAACAAUUUCAGUUAAAAAGAUCGUUACUAACUUAUUUAAGUGGAUGGCGUUUACUGAUAACAAUAAGCAAGAAGAAGAAUAUCCAAAGUCAAAGAAACAAUGGAAUCUUCGAGAUGAAGGCAGAGUUACGAGAUCUAUCGAAGCAGACCCUACAGGACGCUGGAUAAGCAUCUGCGAUGGCCAAGGCCGCGUUCUACUUAUUGAUAGCGUAUUUGGUCAUAUGGUCAAAGUUUACAAAGGGCUUAGAGAUGCACAAGUGGCAUGGUCUGAGUCUUCUUCGAGCAAAGAUCCUGUUUUAAUAAUCUAUGCCCCUUACAGAAAAAUGAUUAUCGCAUGUACAACACCAAAUGGCGAAAUCAUCGAUGCUGUUAGGGCAGCACCAGGUGGAAAGCUUAUACAGUUGCACACGCCUAAAUUUGCAGCUGGAUUUCUUGAUGCUAACAAAACUUUUACAGUAUUUUCUGUGAAAUAUGAAAAUACAAAGAAGACAUCACCAAAUACAUACUCAAUGAUAAGUUUCCCACAGUAUUUGCUCGCAGAAGAAAGCGAAGCAGCAAUUAAAGCGCAUUCUUGCAAAUCCAAAGAAGAUUUUCUCAAAGCAGCCGAACUAGUUAAGGACUCAGCUGAAGCUCUUGCUGUACUGAGGUCAAUGAUUGCACUCGUGGUCGCAGAUGAUAUAGUUUCUGCAACAUUAAGAGCAAUGAAAGAAAAACUAUUGCCGAAAGAAGAUAAAACCGAGGAAAUCGACUUCAAGAAUGAUAGUUUGAAUUAUUUCAGGCGCGUUAUCUUCUCUGGUUUCGAUAAUGAGAAAGCAUUAUCAUAUUGGAACAGUAGAGAGUCAUCGCUGACACAAACAGAGCCAGAUUUAUUAUUCGUUGCCCAAUGCAGGCUCUUGGAAUACUGGGAAAGUGUUCCUCAACGAAAUGUCAGAAAAAUCGAUGUAGAAUCACUUCCGAAAUCCAGAAUUACGAUUAUAAUGAAUGAAAGGGUCCAGGAGUUCCAUGAUAUUUUCCCACAAAAGAAACCUCCACUUGGAAGAUUUAUUUCUUUUCCAACUUUAUAUCCUUCAUUCUUUUUCGAUUUCCUGUCUGCCAAUUGCGAUGUCAAUGAUAUCUUUAGAUCAUAUUCAUUUUCCUUGACAAACAAAGAAGAUUUCGUAAAUACACUUAUUAAUUGGAUACUUUCUGCCCAACCAUCCGAAUUAUUGCUUUCACAGGACGUCCUCCAAGAAUUCUCUAACCUUGACAACAUAAAACAGAUCUUUGCCAAAACAGAUGAAAAUAUUGACACCCAGAAUAUUAAUGAGGCCGUUUUCAGUAUAAUUGCAGAGAAUAACUAA
Trichomonas vaginalis G3 is the source of this 1959-nucleotide messenger RNA. Its product is annotated as Rab3 GTPase-activating protein non-catalytic family. The coding region runs from base 1 to 1959 and encodes 652 amino acids. The transcript has a single exon. Gene Ontology annotation, biological process: regulation of GTPase activity. Gene Ontology annotation, molecular function: protein binding. The record is from RefSeq and is a predicted model, not a curated record. Lineage: Eukaryota; Parabasalia; Trichomonadida; Trichomonadidae.